GUAAACUGUAAGUUGUAUAAAGCAAUCAGAAUUUUAUUUUGACAACAUAACAAAGCUUUUAUUUUGGAAGGACGCACCUACAUUGAACGGAAACUGCGAAGUGGCUAAUGCUAAUGCUAAGUGCAAAACAUGAACUCAAGUACGGGCAUGGAUCCUUCUUAAAACAGUUAUUUUGUUUGAUUCAUAAUUAUGUUAUUUGCAUUUUAUCUAGCUUAGUUGUGAACUGAGCGCUGGUGAGAACGAUCAUCAUUUGGUUUUGCCCUGCUCUGCCCCCUCCUUCUCCUGGUGUAGGUGAACCUGGCAGUGCGCCCUAUUUGUAAAUGAAGAUGUCAUUGGCCCAGCGUGUUCUCCUUUCCUGGAUCUUUGCUCUCAUGUUCCUCAUCUUGUUGGUCCUAAAACUGGACUCAAAAAUCCAGUGGAAUUGGUUUCUGAUCUUCCUCCCCGUGUGGACGUUUGACACUGUCCUCAUCCUCAUGCUGGUAGUGAAGAUGGCAGGGAGGUGCAAGGCGGACUUUGAGCCACGGGAGGGCGAGCAGAGCCUGGUGCGGAGGUUGUGGUACCUGAUGGCUCUGCUAUUGAAGCUGACCUUUUGUCUGUUCCUGUGCUGCAGAUUGGACAGGGUGACGGACAUGUGGGUCAGUGUGGUGUGUGUACCGCUCUGGGUGCUGCUGGGAGGGGCACUGGUUGAGCUAGGACACAGUGUUUUUCACUUCAGGAGAGACUGAACAAGGUUUAUUAAAACUGUCCCGCUUGCCUUACUAUAGAAAAUGAUGAGACUUGAAGUUACAAGCAUCUUAAACUGAGAAGACAUAUCCUACAAUAUGUUGGUGUCUAUCACAUAAUACAUAAUGCUAGUGAUAGUUAUAGGAAUCUUCAAGCUUUUAAGAACAAUCGGACAGUGGUGGAGUCAUGCUACUUAAGUGUAAAAGGUUUUCAUAGGCACAUAUUUCAGUUAUAUUAGGUUAACAACAGCUAGAAGUGUCAUCUUUGCAGGUGGAAGCUACUGGCAGUGGAAUAAAAACACCUGGAAAUUUUGCGUUUUUGGAAGUAAUAUCUACAUUCAAAGGAAAUCUUUAUAUUUUCAACCUUACAAUUUGUUAUGAUGAUAAAACUUGUGGAUUGAAGUGCUUUCAACUGACAGUAAUUGUGCCUUUAAUUGUGGCUUUAAAUAUUGUUGAAUUCAACUGACAAUAUUUGUGCCUUUAACUGUGGCUUUAAAUAUUGCUACCAGCCUUUUAUACUAAAAUAAAAAAUAAUUUAUCUUUAGUUAAUUUUUGCUGAAAA
This is a messenger RNA of Boleophthalmus pectinirostris (great blue-spotted mudskipper), 1284 nucleotides long. RefSeq names its product transmembrane protein 60-like. The transcript has 2 exons. The coding region runs from base 321 to 725 and encodes 134 amino acids. The record is from RefSeq and is a predicted model, not a curated record. Lineage: Eukaryota; Metazoa; Chordata; Actinopteri; Gobiiformes; Gobiidae.